GGAUGGAUUUCAAUGGCAGCAGCGGGAGCCCGGAGGAGCCAAAGAAAGGCCGAUCGAAGGCGCCCAAAAAGACCAAGGAGAGCGUGCUAAAGCAAAAAUCCCCGGCGGAGUUCUUCGCCGAGAACAAAAACAUUGCUGGAUUCGAUAAUCCUGGAAAAUCUCUGUACACAACAGUUCGAGAGCUUGUUGAAAAUUCUCUGGAUUCAGCAGAGUCUAUUUCCGAACUCCCAGUCAUUGAAAUAACAAUAGAGGAGAUAAGUAAAAGCAAGUUCAAUACAAUGAUAGGUCUCAUCGAUCGGGAGCGCGUUGAUGAAGAACUGUAUGAUGACUUUGAGUCAGCUAAGGCUCGUGAGAAACGGCUUGCUAAAGAAGCCCGCAAUCAAGAAAUUCAAGCUAAGAAUGCUGCCCUUGGUAAGAAGCUCAAAGAGCCAGCAUCAUCAAAGGGAGCAAAAGGAAGAGGUGAAGCAUCAUUCUUCAGGGUUACCUGCAAGGAUAAUGGGAGAGGAAUGCCAUAUGAUGACAUUCCCAAUAUGUUUGGAAGAGUUCUAUCCGGCACAAAGUAUGGAUUGAAGCAAACUCGUGGGAAAUUUGGACUUGGUGCCAAAAUGGCGCUGAUCUGGUCCAAGAUGAGCACCGGGCUACCGAUUGAGAUUGCUUCAUCCAUGAAGGGCCAAAAUUACAUUUCAUUUUGUCGUCUUGAUAUAGAUAUUCAUCGAAACAUUCCUCAUGUUCAUUUGCAUGAGAAAAGAGAAAAUAAAAGUGAGUGGCAUGGUGCAGAAAUCCAAGUUAUUAUUGAGGGUAAUUGGACGACAUAUCGAUCAAAGAUACUACAUUAUAUGCGCCAGAUGGCUGUUAUCACACCUUAUGCACAGUUCCUCUUUAAAUUCAUUUCAGACAUGGCAGACAAAAAUGUGACCAUACGAUUUGCACGAAGAACAGAUGUGAUGCCUCCAGUUCCGCUUGAGACAAAGCACCAUCCUUCUGCUGUUGAUUUGCUCCUCAUUAAACGCCUAAUUGCAGAAACUUCAAAGCAAAAUCUUCUGCAGUUUCUUCAGCAUGAAUUUGUGAAAAUUGGCAAAGCCUAUGCCGAACGAUUAAUCGAGGAGAUGGGCCCAGAUUUUAGUCCUAAGAUGACUGUGAAAAAUCUUUCAUCCCAGCAAAUUGUUAGAAUUCAUCAGUUAUUUCGGCAGGCUAAAUUCGAUGACCCCAGCGGCGAUUGUCUUAGUCCUGCAGGCGAAUACAAUUUGCGACUAGGAAUAAUAAAGGAGCUGCAGCCGGACAUGGUUGCAACUUAUGCAGGAAGCCCUCAAGUUUUUGAAGGCCAUCCAUUUAUUGUUGAAGCUGGAAUUAGCUUGGGAGGAAAAGAUGUUAAACAGGGCUUAAAUAUUUUCCGCUUCGCAAAUCGGAUACCUCUUCUUUUUGAACAAGGGGCUGAUGUUGUAACAAGGACUGCCUUAAAAAGGAUCAACUGGAACAACUACAAGAUUAAUCAGGUCCAAGAUAAAAUUGGGGUGUUUGUCAGCAUUGUAAGCACAAAAAUACCCUUCAAAGGGACUGGGAAGGAAUAUAUUGGGGAUGAUAUAACUGAAAUUGCAUCAGCUGUCAAGUCAGCUAUCCAACAGUGCUGUAACCAACUAAAGUCCAAGAUAGUGAAGAAACUUCAAGAUCGUGAGCGGCAGGACAGAAAGCGGAAUCUAACCAGAUAUAUCCCUGAUGCAUCAAGGGCAGUAAUGGACGUUCUGAAUGAGAUGGCUGGCCAUGAGUCAAAGCGACAGCGUUACCGUGGAGAGGAUGCUGAAUUGGUAAGGAAAAUAGCAUCUCAGGACUUAACUGAAGUGACCUUUAGGGAAAAUCUUGCUCAGUAUGUUGAACAGGUGGAUUACGAGAUGGCAUUAGAGUAUGCAACGCAGAGCGGAGUGAAUGAUGAACCAAGAGAAGAUAUUUAUCUGAAUGCCUUGGAAAGCUCGGAAAAAUCCAUGGACUUCCACAGUCCUGUAUUUGUUUUCAGGCUCAUUUUAUAGUAAAAUAGAUGCCCGAGGCUAGAGGAAGAAAAAUCCAAAUCCAAGAAAGCUCCAACAGUUUCAGAUUUCAGAUAGUCCCGGAUCGGAAAUGUAAACCUCAGGCAGGAACCCAAAUAUUGACUCAGAUUGUAGGAAAUGAUAAUCUUGUAACGAGUUCCAUACUUAUUAGUCACAUCAGAGGAACACACCCAGGCAGAACAUUUCCAACGAGAGAUGUGCUUUUGAUCACUGUAAUUUGCAAGUAACUAAAAUAGUUGGGGAAAAUUUUAUUGAGAUGAA
Molecule: messenger RNA, 2300 nt
Organism: Asparagus officinalis (garden asparagus)
Lineage: Eukaryota; Viridiplantae; Streptophyta; Magnoliopsida; Asparagales; Asparagaceae
Product: DNA topoisomerase 6 subunit B
Exons: 20
Coding region: 3-2021 (672 amino acids)
Biological process (GO): DNA topological change
Cellular component (GO): small ribosomal subunit; cytosol
Molecular function (GO): DNA topoisomerase type II (double strand cut, ATP-hydrolyzing) activity; ATP binding; DNA binding
Source: RefSeq, a predicted model, not a curated record